Molecule: messenger RNA, 2148 nt
Organism: Cryptococcus wingfieldii CBS 7118
Lineage: Eukaryota; Fungi; Basidiomycota; Tremellomycetes; Tremellales; Cryptococcaceae
Product: DNA polymerase alpha subunit B
Exons: 8
Coding region: 1-2148 (715 amino acids)
Biological process (GO): DNA replication; DNA replication initiation
Cellular component (GO): alpha DNA polymerase:primase complex
Molecular function (GO): DNA binding
Source: RefSeq, a predicted model, not a curated record
AUGUCCGCUCCCUCGGAACUCGACACCAGUAGACAGCUGGUGGAUCGAUUUGGCCCAGCUGUAUUAAACCGUCCAGACGUGAUGGCCGAAUGUCUCUCUCUACUGAGAUCGUACAAUCUCAGUCCUGCUGAUCUCUAUUUCAAAUAUGAGGCAUUCGUCAUGUCUAGGCCAUCCGGCUUACGCGCCAGACUAUCCGAUCUCUCUAUAGAUACUGUCAGAGAAUUGCGGCUUGAGCUACAGCGCGCUCAGCAAGCCUCGGCUGUUGCUAGUAUGGGCGCAUCGGGGGCUUCUGGGCUACCUGCAUCCGAGAAGAAGACCGCCGUAGGCGUGAAGAAAGCCAAGGGCAAGAAGGCAGAUCUGGAAGGACUCCUCGGAGGAUUUGUCACACCCAGUCGGCCCAAACCAACGAAAGAUUUUCAGUCACUGAAGGGCACCAGCCACGCAUCUACAACGCACUUCGACCGAUCCACUUCACAAUGGGCCACCCCAGAACGACUCUCACCGUUACCACCCACAGCUAGUAGUUAUCGCCCUCACCCUUCUAGGCUAUCAUCCAACGCAAAUGAUCUCCUUGCAGAAACUCCGACUGGCGCUGGAACCGGUGGUCUGCAUUUCCCCUCCAGCCCGGUCAGCCCAUCAGGUGUCUCUCCUUCUCUUUCGCCCUCCAUUCUCUCCGGCUCCCCAGUUUCGGCGGUCAACUCGCUCACCGACACCUUGAACCCCCACCUACCGCCAGUGUCCCAAACCAAUUUGAAAAAGGGCUCUAAGCCUCGUGUGGAGCUCUCGUCCACCAUCACUUCCGCCGACUACAGCUAUCGAUACAUGUUCGAGAAAAUUUCGGAACGCAGUGAAGCUUUGGAUGAGCUCAUUGACGAUUAUGCUGAGAUUAUCAAGGAAGCCUAUGGUCUCGAAGAAUUGGCAGACCCCCACCUGGUGACGGACGACACAGUUUACACUGUGGGAAGAGUUGUAGUCAACGCUUCAGGUGUCAAGAUAGACAAGGCUUCUCUCCGAGACUCCUUCCAUCUACAGUCAUCCAGAUUGAUUGGAGGGGGAAGGCGAAUUGCCCUUCAGUUUCCGGGUGACCAGCUCCAAGUCAGAGGAGGCGCGCCUGGCGCCAAAUCCGUGCCGAUGUAUAGUGGCUGCUUGGUUUGUCUGAAAGGGCGAAAUGGAGGCGGAGGUAAAUUCGUCGUCGAGGAGCUGUUGGUGUCUCCCCCCGGUUUUCUGGGUCAAACACCCGCCUCGGAGCUCCUCGAUUUCCAGUACGGCGAUAAACUUACAGGACAACCCAUAUCCCUUUGUGUCGCUUCGGGGCCGUUCACCCUUAGCGACAAUUUGCUAUAUGCGCCCCUGGAGGCAGUCUUGAACAAGGUUGCGGAGGAGCGACCGGAUGUCCUUAUACUGGCAAGACCCUUCAUAGACUCACAGCAUCCUGCCAUCAAAAGUGGUCUUGUGACUGAAAGCCCUGCCGACGUUUUCCGUGCUCAGAUAUCCGAACGUCUACAGAAAGUGAUCGAUGCUUCUUCCGGCACGGUGAUCAUAUUGGUGCCUAGCGUGCGAGAUGUAGUGUCACGGCACAUGGCCUUCCCUCAGGCAAUGUUGGACAAAGAGGAACUGGGAAUUCCUAAGAAAGUCAAGGUGCUGCCCAAUCCCUGCACAUUUUCGGUCAACGAGGUCAACAUUGGCAUAUCAACUGUGGACGUUCUCUUUCAUAUGGGCCAAUCUCAAACCCCUAUCAAAGCCUCCGAGGCGGAUCCCGACCCCGCACUCGCGUCCAGUGCCUCUAACGACGUGUUUGCCAGCUAUAUACGCCAGGUGCUUGGUCAAAGGAGUUUUUAUCCUAUCUUCCCGGUGCUGGAGGAUUUGGCAAGCGAAGUGCACUUGGAUGUGACUCAUUACCCCCUUUUGAAGAUGGACCCGAUGCCUGAUGUUCUCAUCUUGCCUAGCAAACUGAACAAAUUCUCAAAGGUAGUGGAUUCAACUCUUGUCAUCAACCCUUCCUCUCUAGCGAGAGCUCGAGCUACGGGACAUUAUGCCAAGAUCAUCAUACAUCCGACACCCGAGGCUGAGUUGAAGACUGCCCAUCCUGAGGACAUGUUAGAGCAUCAAGUGUGGGAUCGUGCUCGUUCAGAGAUUUGGAAAGUGUGA